Messenger RNA from Durusdinium trenchii, 3717 nucleotides. NCBI's taxonomy places the organism in Eukaryota, Dinophyceae, Suessiales, Symbiodiniaceae. The record is from the annotation of a GenBank genome assembly.
AUGGAUUCAGCAGAUGACGCAGCGGAGGAGGCGACCGUUGCGGUUGCACACGCAGAAGAAGAAGCGGUUGUGCGCUUGGUGGCGGCGGAUCUGCGACUGCGCGGUCCGGCGGCGGUGGCGAAAGUGUUGGCCGACAGAGCCACUUUGAACCGCGAUCAACUUGGCUUCGUCGCCAUUGUUGCAAAAAUUCUGCAAGAUGCCUUUGAAUCACUUCCGCCAAGUGGCGAUGGUAUGCUCGCCAAGGAUCGUGUUCUGUUGCGAUGUCUGCUGGUUGGAGGCGGUGGAUGUGGGAAGACUCGGAUCAUCAACAUGGUUUUAAGACCGUUGUUUGAAGCAGUCUUUGGUGAUGGUUCCAUGCAAGCGCAGGCGCCUUCGAACGAAGCCGCUCGUCAGAUUCAUGGCCGAACCAUGCACAGCGCAAACAAGCUGCGCAAAGAUUCAUCUUUGCGGACCGUGCAUUUGCGUGUUUCCGCAGAGACACGGAAGGCUUUGGAAUGCAACACUGUCCCGCUGGCUGCCAUCGUCAUCGAUGAAUUCUCUCAAUGCAUUGGUCAGAUGCUGCAUGCGGACGCGCUGCGGAAGUCUUAUGGUCGGCAAAGGGCCCUGGGGCUGGAGCUUCAUCGUUAUGCGGAAUUGGACGAGAGCUGGGGGCGUAUGCCGGUGGUCGUCAUUUCUGGGGAUGAACUGCAAUUACCUCCUGUUCCUUUUUCGCAUUCCUUGCUUGCCAGUGUGGAUGGAACCAGCGAUGAACAUAAAGCCGGCGUGCAUCUCUUCGGUCAAUUCCGUUAUGUGUACCGCCUGCAGACGGCCAUGCGUUUCCAGGAUCCAGUUUUGGAAUGUAUCCUGAGGAAAAUGCGAACUCCGGGUGGUGCGUUGUUGACGCAGAGCGAAUGGCAGGCGUUGGUGAAUACCAACAUCAGUGGAUCCGGCGACAGCGCUCGCUUGUCCGGCACUGAGCAUUUUUUCCAAGCUUGCUACACUUGGUCUGUGGUUAGCAUGGCCUAUACCAUUCGCAGUUUUGAAUCAGCAAAAGCAGCGGGCAAGACCUUGUAUGCCACUCGUGCUGUUGACAUGAUCCAAAAUCUGCAGGCCGACAAAGCUGCUGCUAUCGCCCGGGCUGUGGUUGCGCACCCAAACAUGAACGAGACCGGACGGCUUCCUCACUAUGGUCUCUAUCACGUUGGUAUGGAAGUGCGCUUCACUCAGACAGUCGCUGCUCCUCAUGUGGUGGUAGAUACAAUUGGAAUCAUUCGGGGUUUUGCGUUUGCUUCGGAGGAUCGGAGUCGCACUGAUUUGCAUGCAUCUUUCGUCGUUUUGCGACGCUUUCCGGAAGCUAUUUAUGUGGAGCUGCAAGAUGUGCCGCAGAAAUUUCUGCCCGAUGAAGCCUGUCUUGAACAUACACCGCACAUGGACGCCGAGUGUGCUGCAUGCUUGCGGAUGCGUGGCGUGUUUUUGGUGCGACCAUUUACGAAUCAACAAGGUUGGUCGCUGAAAGUGACGAUCCCUGGAUCCCUUGCUACUGGUACAGAAGAAGAGAUCUCUGUCAAGAUUCGUAGGACGCAGAUUCCGUUGGUGACUGUGAAAGCCAGUACUUUGCAUGUGUUGCAAGGUACAACGACAGAUCCUGGUUUGAUCUUUCAUUGGCGCUUCCCUCGUCGACUCCAAGCAGACAUGAGGUGGUUGGCUGCAUAUGUGGCCUUGUCACGUGUGCGCUCCUUGGAUCGUCUGCGAUCUGCCGCCGCGCGACACGGUCGGUUUGUGGUCCAAGUAAAGUUUCAAAAGGUGGAAGAGUACACAUAUACCCGGCAAGGCGCGCCGACCAAGGGAAAGCGGUUGCACGUGCUGUUUGCUAGCGCGGAAGAAGGUGCAUAUGUGUCUGGUCGCAUGGUCAUGUGGCAACAGAAGUCUGGCGAGUUGGAAGCUGCGGCUGCGCGCUUCCAGGUGGGUUCGCACUUCGAAAUGAAAUCUGUCGUCUUUCUCCAGAAAGAGGUAGCCGAAUAUAUUCACACUCCGUUGAAAGUGGUUCUGGAUCUGCGACAGACUCACUUCGAUUCGGUUCUACAGGGACAAUUUCCCAACUUUUGCCUGGGCCCACCGACACGUCUGAAAGACAUUCUGGAGUUAACAGAUGGUCGACAACGCUUCGAUAUCACGAGUCUCGUGCGGCUGCGCGGAGACCCGCGUACCGUAACCACCCGGCAGGGUCAACGUGUGGCGCAGGACAUCGUGCUUCGAGACGAGUCUUGUGUGCAAGACGGACAUCGGGCAGAGAUCACCACGUCCAUUUUCGCGGAAUCACAAGCGAAACUGGAAGAAUUUAUUGCUUUGGUGAAUCUGGAAAAGCCGUUGACUUUCUUUGGCUUCGAUGUGCAAGUCCGUGGUGCUGAAAUCAAGGUCACUCCAUCUUUUCAAGACUUUCGCUGUGAAGUGGCUGUCUCCGUCCGUGCGGCUGCGCAGGACGAAAGACAGAACGAGAUUUGGAAGGAAGCAGGGCAGACGCUGACGCAUGAAUGGCAGCCCUCGGUUUCUACGGACUACACAAGCAAAGAAGGCUUUUUAUCCUUUUGUGCUUUGCUGGAUGCGUAUAGCCAACAAGACGCAGCUGCCUUGCAUGGCAAGUUGUUUCAACUCAACAACAUCCAUGUGCCUUACCCACCGGAGCACCACACGGUGGAACGACGUGUGCUUUGGUCCACACGGAUUCGAGAUUGUAGCGGCAGCUUGGAAGUCGCCAUUCGACAAAAGGCAGCCUGCCAGCUCGCCAAAAUCGAUACAGCUGAUCACGAGAAUGCCGUCAUGGAGUUCAAUAGUCAGCAUGGCGGUGACCUGUUAUCGUGGCCUUUGCUUGCCAGUGUCAAGAUCUUGGUCACACUUCGUGGUGACAAUGACUCUGGUGCCACACAGGCGACUGACAGCGUCUCCACGACGAGUUCCUCGAAGCGGAUGCGCUUCUUAGUUGUGGAAGCUUCGGAGCAGGACCUGCAAGCGACGCCCACAAAGGCUGUGCUGGCCGUUGUUCAUGCCUUGAGCCAUGUGCCGUGCAGCGGAGACGCGUUUGCGGCUGCAUUGCUGUCGCAAUUGACCAAGAAUAGUUUUGGCGUUUUUCAAGUGCAGCCAGAGGUUGUGGUAGCGCACCUGGAGACUGGUGCCUUGGAACGCCACGCUAAACGUCGCCGGGUUACUUGUGCGAAGGCCUUGGUGAUGCUUCUUUCGAAAGAACGGACGCAGCAAGAAGCGUUGGGCUCAGACAGUUAUGGCAUUCGGUUGGUGACCAAGAAUGUUCGCGACGCUUUGGCUCCAGAUGCAGGCCCUGUGACUGUGGUGGCAUAUUGUCAGCGACAUGCUUUGAAGGAUUUCAUUUUGGAUCCUCCACGGACUGGAACCAAAACCCAAUACGCUCUGGCAUUGAUCUCCGAUCUGAGCACUACAUCAAGUGAAACCACAUAUGUGGUGGAACAAUUGCAGUUGCUGCAAGAAGGCGAUGCAGAAGCUGCAAUGAUAUGUCUGCGGCGUUUGGAGCAACUGACUGCCUUGAUCGCUUCUCGUCAACAGACGUCGGAUCCCCUACCAGCCUGGACGGACACAUUGGCGGAGAGUGCCUCCCGCAUCGCUUGUCCACGCAUCUCGGCCUAUCCCGCAGGGGACACAUGGGAGAGUCCAGUGAAGGCGUCCCAGGAGGUACCGUUCACGGCAGCUGACACCCCGGGCACAGGCUAG